Papaver somniferum (opium poppy) is the source of this 1771-nucleotide messenger RNA. Its product is annotated as serine/arginine-rich splicing factor SR45-like. The coding region runs from base 322 to 1272 and encodes 316 amino acids. The transcript is spliced from 12 exons. The record is from RefSeq and is a predicted model, not a curated record. Gene Ontology annotation, cellular component: ASAP complex; cytoplasm; nucleoplasm. Gene Ontology annotation, biological process: mRNA splicing, via spliceosome. Gene Ontology annotation, molecular function: RNA binding. Lineage: Eukaryota; Viridiplantae; Streptophyta; Magnoliopsida; Ranunculales; Papaveraceae.
UCUUCAGGUUCUCGGUCUCGGUCUCGGUCUCGUUCUAAAUCCACUUCAUCUUUUUCUUCUCGAUCCCGGAGCUCAAGUUCUCGUAGCCGAAGCCCUCCCUCUAGACGAAAAAGACUUAGUUGCAUCUGAUUGUGUGGCCAAAAGAUUUCACUUUGGACCUUUGGUGCGGUAGUUGUUUGAUGGCACAUGGUUAGACUGUCGGAAGGUCAACAUGAAUGAUACAUGGGAAUUUGUGUCAGUCAUCCUGAAGGAGUUAUGCAGUGUCCUGUUCUUUUGGCACCGUGUGAUCUGCGAUGCAUUAUCUGAUGCAUCUUUGACACAAUGCUGUUUUCUACUUCCAGUACCACAGGACCAGCAAGACGAGGUCGCUCUCCACCAGCUAAAAGAGAUUCACCACGCCCAAGUUCUUCCAGGAAAAAGUCUCCUGUUCCCGAAUCUGUUGUCCUUCACAUUGAUCAGCUUACAAGGAAUGUAAAUGAAGGCCAUAUGAAAGAAAUAUUUAGUAACUUUGGAGAAGUAGUUAGUGUGGAGUUGACAAUGGAUCGUAGUGUUAAUCUUCCUCGGGGGUUUGGUUAUGUUGAGUUCAAGACGAGAGCCGAAGCAGAGAAGGCGCUUUUUUACAUGGACGGUGCCCAGAUUGAUGGAAGUGUCAUUAAAGCAAAAUUCACUUUGCCUCAACGCCAGAAGGUUUCAUCACCUCAAAAGGCUGUUACAACUGGUCCCAAAAGAGAAGCUUUGGGCAAGGACGAUAUUGGUGCUCCUGUUGAGAAGGAUGGGCACCAAAGGAAAAAAGAUGCUUCUCCUCUUCAAAAGCCUCUUUCACCAUUGCGAAGAAAAUCCCCUGUAGCUCUUCGAAGAGGUGAAUCUCCUCGACCACGAACAGGUUCUCCUCGGCGAGGAGGAAGUCCUCCAAGGAGGAGGCAGCUAUCUCCAGCUAGACGACGUUCUAGGUCCCCAGCUCCUCGACGCCAAAGAUCACCUUUACGGAUGCGUGGAAGUCCUAUGCGAAGACGUUCUCCUUUUCCAAUGAGACGCCGCUCUCCUCCUAGACGACUUCGUAGUCCCUUAAGAAGGUAUCGUAGACAUAGCCGCUCUCCUAUUCGCAGACCUGCACGUUCACACUCAAGAUCCGUCUCUCCUCGCAGGGGUCGAAACCUAGCACAAAGACGUGGGAGGUCCUCAUCAUCCUCUGAUUCGCCUAGUCCUCGCAAGGUCUCUACCAUGGGUGCAAGGAAGCUUUCUAGGAGUCGUAGUCCAAGAAGGGGGGGAUGAGGAAGGAGCACUAGCAACAGCAGUUCCCCUUCCCCUAAACCCAAACCUUAAGGAGAUUCGUUUACGUGCUUAGGUAGCAAGUUCUCUUCAAGGGAAACUCUUAAACCUCCAAACAUUACAUUUUGAGCGUAAUCAGACACUAAAGAGAAACUCCUUUCAUACUCUGUUCUAUAUCCUUAACGAUUACAAAACACCCUUUUUGUAAGGUUUCACUCUUCUGCUGUUUUGCAAGUCACAUUAACUACUACACUGUUAUUAUGACAUUCUCUAAUGUACAUAGCGAUUCGAAUAUUAGAACGUAAUAUUCCUUCCCUCCUAAAAUCUACCUUGUCCUCAAGGUUUUAAAGUGAACAAUCAUUCUGAUAUCUAAAUUUUUCUUUUUUUUACUUGAUAAUUGCAUUACCGAAAAUAAAUUUGCUCUGGUUAGAUGUUACAAGUUUUGUUGUCAUCAAUCAAAUGAUUUGGUCCGCUUCAUCAUGCAAUAAUCAUGUUGUCAAUU